This is a messenger RNA of Aspergillus niger, 690 nucleotides long. RefSeq lists its product as uncharacterized. The record is from RefSeq and is a predicted model, not a curated record. The coding region runs from base 1 to 690 and encodes 229 amino acids. The transcript has 2 exons. Lineage: Eukaryota; Fungi; Ascomycota; Eurotiomycetes; Eurotiales; Aspergillaceae.
AUGGAUGAUUCAUUAGACAUCGAUGAAUCGUUGAUCCCGGUUAGGGAUCUCAAGCCUGCCAGUCAGAGCACCAUCUCUUUUGAUGGGAUGUUGUCAAACCCUCUACUUCUCCAGGAGGAUCUAAAGGAAGGGUGUGGAGGCCAGCUAUGGCCAGCGGGGAUGGUCCUGUCGAAGUACUUGCUACGCCAACAUCACUCUAGCUUUCUCGGUAAAACAAUAGUUGAACUUGGAGCCGGCGGCGGUCUUGUCGGCCUUGCGCUUGCACGCGGAUGUCACCCUGAGAUGCCACGUAUUUACAUUACGGAUCAAGCUCCCAUGUUGCCCCUUAUGAAAACGAACAUCAAGCUCAACAAUCUUUCUUCUACAGUCGAGGCUACAGUACUAAACUGGGGAGACUCCCUCCCAGACUGCAUUCCGAAGCAUCCCGCAAUUAUCCUCGCCGCUGACUGUGUUUACUUUGAGCCCGCCUUCCCGCUUCUAAUCUCGACCUUGAACGAUCUUCUUGGUCCAGAGUCGGUCUGUUACUUCUGCUUUAAGAGGCGUAGAAGAGCAGACCUUCGUUUCAUGAAACAUGCAAGGAAGAUGUUUGAUGUGGACGAGAUCCGAGAUGACCCUGAAGCGGAGACUUACCGGCGGGAGAACAUUUUCCUCUACCAGAUACGUCUGAAGUCGAGCAAGAGGGGUGUCUAG